Empidonax traillii (willow flycatcher) is the source of this 1374-nucleotide messenger RNA. RefSeq names its product DNA polymerase iota-like. Bases 1 to 1374 code for a protein of 457 amino acids. The transcript has 8 exons. Gene Ontology annotation, molecular function: damaged DNA binding; DNA-directed DNA polymerase activity. The record is from RefSeq and is a predicted model, not a curated record. NCBI's taxonomy places the organism in Eukaryota, Metazoa, Chordata, Aves, Passeriformes, Tyrannidae. Gene Ontology annotation, biological process: translesion synthesis.
AUGGAGGAGCGGCAGGAGGAGGAGCGGGAUGAGGAGGAGCUGGAGGAGCUGCCAGCGCCUCGGGGUUUUUUUUCCCUCUUAGAAUUGUUGGAGGAAUUUUGUCCCCUGGUGGAAAGGCUGGGCUUGGAUGAGAAUUUUGUGGAUAUCACGGAGCUGGUGGGGAAAAGGCUCCAGCAGCUGGAAUUUGGUCAUUCCCAAAUCCAAGCGUGCGGCCACAUCUACAACCAGCAAGGGAUUAAUUUACAGGAUCCACGCCACCUCCAACUCAUCCUGGGCUCCCAGGUGGCUCAGGAAUUCCGGAAUUCCCUAAAAAGCCGGCUGGGCCUCACCGGUUGCGCCGGGGUGGCUCCCAGUAAAUUAUUGGCCAAACUGGUCUCGGGCACCUUCAAACCCGACCAGCAAACGCUGCUUCUCCCAGAAAACCACCAGGAUUUGUUAUCCAGCUUGGAGCACAUCCAAAAACUCCCAGGGAUCGGCCACCGGACGAGCCAACGCUUGGAAUCGUUGGGAAUCAGGACGGUGAGGGAGCUCCAGGAUUUUCCAGGGGUUCUUUUGGAGAAGGAAUUCGGUUUUUCCACGGCUCAGAAACUCCGGAAAAUCAGCUCGGGGGAAGAUGAUUCGCCGGUGAUUCCUUCGGGACCUCCCCAGUCUUUCAGCGACGAAGAUUCCUUCCCAAAAUGCUCCUCGGAAGCGGAAGCGAAGGAGAAACUCCGCCAGCUCCUUCCCAACCUUUUGGACAGGAUAUCCAAGGAUGGGCGGCAACCCCACACCGUGAGGUUGAGUAUCCGGAGGUUUUCCAGCCGGGAUCGAGGGAUCCAGCGGGAAAGCCGGCAGUGUCCCAUCCCGUCCCACCUCAUUCCCAAAUUUGGGAAGGGAAAUUCCACCCUCAUCCCCCCUCUCCUCGAGAUCCUGAUGAAACUCCUGGGCAAAAUGAUCCCGCUGGAAUUCCCAUUCCAUCUCACCCUGCUGAGCAUCAGCUUUUCCAACCUGAAGGAAAUUCCCAACCGGAAAAAUUCCAUCAGUUUCUACCUGAAACCCUCGACUUCCAAGGAAGAAAAAGAGGGAAUUUCCUCAGCGAAAAUCCGGAGAAUUCCCGAGGAAAUUCCAGCUUUUCCAGGGCCUUCAUCCGCAGGAACUUCAGGAAUGCCAUCCCAAGGAAAACCAGCAGGAAUUUUCCCCCCUCCAGGGGUGGAUCCCGAAGUUUUCUGGGAGUUGCCCCCGGAAUUGCGGGAAGAGGUGGCGGCCGAGUGGAAAAACCGGGAAAAAAACCCUCAAAAUUCCCGGGAAAAUUCCCAAAAAACCCUCAAAGGGAAGAGGAAAAAUCCGGGAUCGUCCCAAUCCAAGAGUUUGCUGGAUUAUUGGAAGGGCAGGUGA